GUACUGCUACUUGCUUCUCGCCACUUCUCUCUCCUCUCAAGUUCCAACAAGAACCCUAAACACAAACACACAAAACAGACUCCUCUCUGUUUCUCUCUUCCCGUCAGACAUGGCAGCGCUGGGUGUAAACCCUGCCACCUCCUCCAAUCCUCCCUCAAUUUUCAUCUUCCACACCAAAUCCAGAGACUCUCUUCCCAGAUUCACCCUCCCCUUCACCUCUAAUCCCCGUCGACCCACCACCACCCUCCGCCGCCUUCUCUACCUUUCCAAUGUCUUCCCCAAUUCCAAACCCACCACCACAACCGAAAGAUUCGUUUGCCGAUUCACCCCUGGCCAACCCAGAAAGGGCAGCGAUGUCCUCGUCGAAGCCCUCGAGCGUGAAGGCGUAAAAGACGCGUUCGCCUACCCCGGCGACGCGUCGAUGGAGAUCCACCAGGCCCUCAAGCGCUCCCCCACCAUCCGCAUCGUCCUCCCCCGCCACGAGCAGGGCGGGAUCUUCGCCGCCGAGGGCUACGCACGCGCCUCCGGCCUCCCCGGCGUCUGCAUCGCCACCUCCGGCCCCCGCGCCACCAACCUCGUCUCCGGACUUGCUGACGCAAUGCUCGACAGCGUCCCCAUCGUCGCCAUCACCGGACGAGUUCCGCUGAUGAUCGGAAUCAAUGCUUUUCAAGAGACCCCAAUUGUUGAGGUAACUAGGUCUAUUACAAAGCACAAUUACCUUGUGCUGGAUGCCGAAGAUAUUCCUAGAAUUGUGCGAGAGGCGUUUUUUCUUGCUUGUUCAGACCGUUCUGGUCCAGUUUUGAUUGAUGUACCUAAAGAUAUACAGCAACAAUUGGUGGUACCCAAUUGGGAUCCACCCAUGAUACUACCUGGGUAUAUGGCUAGAUUACCGAAAGAGCCUCUAGUGGCACAUUUGGAACAAGUUGUUAGGCUUGUAUCCGAGUCGAAGAAACCAGUUUUGUAUGUGGGUGGUGGGUGUUUGAAUUCGAGUGAGGAGUUGAAGAGGUUUGUGGAGCUUACAGGGAUUCCGGUCGCGAGCAAUUUAAUGGGUCUUGGGGUGUACCCGGCUUCGGAUGAUAUGUCUCUUGGAAUGUAUGGUACUAUUUACGCCAAUUAUGCUGUGGAUAGUAGCGAUUUGUUGCUUGCUUUUGGGGUCAGGUUUGAUGACCGUGUGACCAAAAAGCUUGAAGCUUUUGCUAGCCGAGCUAACGUUGUUCAUAUUGAUAUCGAUUCUGCUGAGAUAGGGAAGAAUAACCAACCCCAUGUAUCGGUUUGCGCGGAUGUGAAAUCUGCUUUGAAAGGUCUGAAUAAGGUUUUGGAGGGUAAAAGAGGUCAGCUUAAGCUUGAUUUUUCUGCUUGGAAGAAGGAGUUAAAGGAGCAGAAAAUUCAGCGCCCAUUGACCUUUAAGACCUUUGGAGAUGCCAUUACACCGCAAUAUGCAAUUCAGGUUCUUGACGAGUUAACGGAUGGGAAUGCUAUUGUAAGUACUAGUGUUGGCCAGCAUCAGAUGUGGGCUGCACAAUUUUACAAGUAUAAUAGGCCGAGGCAGUGGCUUACUUCCGGCGGAUUAGGGGCUAUGGGUUUUGGAUUGCCUGCUGCAAUGGGUGCCGCUGUUGCUAGACCUGAUUUGGUCGUUGUGGACAUUGAUGGCGAUGGGAGUUUUAUCAUGAAUGUCCAGGAGUUGGCAACAAUUCGGGCGGAGAAUCUUCCGGUUAAAAUAAUGGUGUUGAAUAAUCAGCAUUUGGGUAUGGUGGUUCAACGAGAGGAUGAGUCUCAAAUAUUCCCAAAUCUGUUGAAAAUCGCGGAAGCUUGUGAGAUUCCUGCUGCUCGGGUGAUGAAGAAGGACAAUCUUAGGGCUGCAAUUCAGAAGAUGUUGGAUAUGCCUGGUCCCUAUUUGUUGGAUGUUAUCGUACCACAUCAGGAGCGUGUCUUGCCUAUGAUCCCCAGCGGUGGAGCAUUCAAAGAUGUGAUUACUGAAGGCGGUGGUUGAUCAAAAUUAGGGCUGUUACGAACCCGACCGGACCGAAAAAGACCGAAAAAACCGACCGAUCGGUUCGGUCCAAGGGAGUUUUUUUUCGGUUCGGGGUGGAUUGAACCGAACCGAAUCUAGGUCGGUUCGGUCUCGGUUUUUUGGAAAUCUAUACCGACCGAACCGAACCGAACCGAAUGCGGACCGAACCGACCGAACCAUAUAUAUUAUAUAUAUUUAUAUAAAUUGUUUUAAUCUUCUGGCUCUUAUUGUUUUGAAUGGUUAA
Messenger RNA from Rhododendron vialii, 2255 nucleotides. Its product is annotated as acetolactate synthase 1, chloroplastic-like. NCBI's taxonomy places the organism in Eukaryota, Viridiplantae, Streptophyta, Magnoliopsida, Ericales, Ericaceae. The coding region runs from base 110 to 1990 and encodes 626 amino acids. The record is from RefSeq and is a predicted model, not a curated record. Gene Ontology annotation, cellular component: acetolactate synthase complex. The transcript has a single exon. Gene Ontology annotation, biological process: L-valine biosynthetic process. Gene Ontology annotation, molecular function: acetolactate synthase activity; thiamine pyrophosphate binding; flavin adenine dinucleotide binding.